This is a messenger RNA of Plodia interpunctella (Indianmeal moth), 5648 nucleotides long. RefSeq lists its product as uncharacterized. The transcript has 7 exons. Gene Ontology annotation, biological process: sodium ion transmembrane transport. NCBI's taxonomy places the organism in Eukaryota, Metazoa, Arthropoda, Insecta, Lepidoptera, Pyralidae. Gene Ontology annotation, cellular component: plasma membrane. The record is from RefSeq and is a predicted model, not a curated record. The coding region runs from base 359 to 2533 and encodes 724 amino acids.
CAUCGCGAGGGCCGCCAUUCGGCCAUACAGUAAAAAAUAAAAUUAAAAAUAAUGUUAUGAAAAAUCAGCCAGUCUUUAACUUAAAAAAUUUCAACUAGUGACGUGAAAAAAAAUAUCGAGCAAACUUAUUAGAAAUCAAAAUGUCCAGUCACGAAUCAAUACACAUGCCAUUAACAGGCUCCGACAUAAUAAAAGUGAUCAUAAAGUUCACUGCCUAUUUACUGUUUUCCAUUAUGUGCCACGAUAGUGAGAAGGAGUUGUUAUAAACGACCGUUUAAUUCAUUAUGGAAUAAAAUGACAAUAACAUUUUACGACAAUAAAUUAAACUAGAUUAAUUAGACGAUCAAGUAGAUUAACAAUGGCGAAUACAGCACAUUUGAUGAGGCGACAGAGUUCGCGGGACCUCUACGCUCAGAGGUCUAUAGACCGGAUGGAGAUGAAAGAGUUGCGUGGGAGACUGGUCACCAUGGAGAAUGGCCAUCCUUCCCACCGAGCUCACGUCAUGUACGGAGCUACGAACGAGGCAUUCGAAGAUACGAGCCCAAACAGGCGAUCUUCUGAAACUCCGACCAGUAAGGCCAGUUCUGUGGAAGAACAAGGGGGGGUAAAGCCUGAAGGUGGUGGAGGAGAGAGGGAAUCUUGGGAUAGUAAGCUAACAUUUCUUUUAGCAACGGUCGGGUAUGCUGUUGGCUUAGGAAACGUGUGGAGGUUCCCGUAUCUAGCUCAGAAGAACGGUGGAGGAGCGUUUUUGAUACCUUACUUUGUGAUGCUGGCUAUUGAAGGGAUUCCGAUAUUUUAUUUGGAGUUAGCGAUCGGGCAGCGUCUGCGCAAGGGGGCUAUAGGCGUGUGGCACCAGGUGUCGCCGUAUCUGGGGGGCAUAGGGAUCAGUUCGGCGGUGGUGUCGUUCAACGUUGCCUUGUACUACAACUCUAUAAUCGCGUGGUGCCUGUUCUACUUCGCGCAGAGCUUCCAAGCUGAGCUGCCGUGGGCUGAGUGCCCGAAGAAAUACUUCGCAAACGGAUCCUAUACGACUGAGCCGGAAUGUGCCGUAAGCAGUCCGACCCAGUACUUCUGGUACCGAACUACCCUGCAAAUCUCGGACGAUAUCAACUACCCACAAAAUUUCAACUACAAAAUAGCAUUGGCGCUCGUCGUAGCUUGGAUCCUCGUCUACAUGUGUAUGAUUAAAGGCAUCGCUUCAUCAGGAAAAGUCGUUUACGUCACCGCAACUUUCCCCUAUAUUGUACUAGUUAUAUUCUUCUUUAGAGGAAUCACGUUAAAAGGUAUGAGCGAUGGUCUCAUUCACCUCUUCACGCCGAAAUGGCACACUAUUUUAGACCCUGUUGUCUGGCUCGAAGCGGGCACCCAAAUAUUCUUUUCGCUUGGCCUAGCUUUCGGCGGCCUAAUUGCCUUCUCGUCGUACAACCCUGUCGAUAACAACUGUUACAGAGACGCGAUAAUGGUCUCUAUGACGAACUGUCUAACGUCUAUGUUCGCUGGCAUCGUUGUUUUUUCGAUUAUAGGCUUCAAAGCCACAAUGGUGUACGAAAAAUGUUUGGAAGAUCGGAAUGCUACGUUAUUGGAUGUUUUCGGACCAGCUUAUAAGUCAAUGGUGUUCCCUGACGCUGGACAGAUGGUGGCGGUGAACAGAAACGGGAAUUUCAUCAAUUUAUUAAUGCCUCAUUUGCCGGAGUGUGACCUUCAGAAGGAAUUAGAUAAUACAGCCUCAGGCACGGGUCUCGCGUUCAUCAUCUUCACAGAGGCGAUCAACCAGUUCCCUGGAGCUCAGUUCUGGUCGGUGCUGUUCUUCCUGAUGCUGUUCACACUGGGUAUUGACUCCCAGUUCGGCACCCUGGAGGGGGUCGUCACGUCUAUUGUGGACAUGAAGCUGUUUCCCAAUCUGAGGAAGGAAUAUCUUACUGGAGGUCUAUGCCUGGUCUGCUGUCUAUUGUCUAUGGGAUUCGCCCACGGCGCUGGCAGCUACAUCUUCCUACUAUUCGACAUGUACAGUGGGAACUUUCCAUUACUCAUCAUUGCCUUUUGCGAGUGCAUCGGCAUUGCGUAUGUCUAUGGGGUCAAAAGAUUCGCAGACGACAUAGAACUAAUGACUGGCACCAGACCAGGGAUCUACUGGCUCAUCUGCUGGAAGUACCUAUCUCCAAUGGCGAUGUUGGCCAUCCUGAUAUCUUCGUUCGUGGAGCUGGCCACAGACGGAUCAGGUUACGACGCCUGGAUACCGUCAGAGGGCGACACUGUUAAGAAGCCGUGGCCUAUUUGGGCUGUUCUGUUGGUUGUCGUCUUGGUACUUGCCUCUGUGCUGUGGAUUCCUGUAUUGGCCAUUUGCAGAUACUUCGGUAUACCAAUAAUAGAUGAUGAAGAAAGGGCCUGGUUUCCUGCUGAAGAGCUGCGCGACUUCCACGGCAUUGAACCAAGGCCGGUGUCCGCAACAGAAACAUUAUUAUUUUGCACGCGCCCGGACGGCAGCGAGCGCUGCUGCUGGCCGGGCUGCUGUGACACCGACGACGACGAGUAAGGGAUACCCAACUAGCGAUUAUACUCGUCCCUCCUUCCAUUGUGACGGGUAUAAAUCGGACGUUACAUGAACAAUCAUUGUGUAAUUCAAAGCAUUUAAAUCCUGAAAAAAAAAAUGCGUCGUAAGAUUCCUUCACUAGGAGACAGGUUACAACCGAGUAAGAGUUUUAAGGAUGUUGAUUAGCGUAUGUGAGACAUCUAUAUGCGAGCAAGAAGACAACAUCGCAGUAAUCGUAGCGCUUCUAAACUCCACGUGUACCAGCGAAUGCGUAGUUCGUAUCAGUGCUUUUAUUUACCGCAAUAAGAAACCAGCAAUGUAUACGGAAUCCGCCAAAGUUUUGCAAACUGUUCGACGACAUUGUGAAGCCGGCAUAACACAAUAACACAAUUGGGAGUGUCAAAGAAAUCAAGUUAUAGCAUUUUAGUGGGUCUCCUGUCUCCUGGUAAAUUUGCGCCAGAAGGCGAUACGGCUUUCCGGAGAUUCGGGAUGUCUGAAUGUCUUUUUCCAUGUGGCUGGUGGUCUGCUUAAACCCUAACGACUGUACUCUACACUACAUUGACAAAUGUGAUUUGCAUCGAAUCGUGGAGAGAGGAGAGAGCGAAUUAAUGAGUUUCGAUAUCGAUAGUACCUAUACAUCGAUUAAUAUUUUGUAUCGAAACGCAAACAAUGCUUUCAUAAAAAGGCCGGUUUUACCGAUUUGAUGUCCCCAGAAGCCCUAAAACAUGGCAAGAUUUAUGAGAUUUAAUUUUAGCCAAGAGUCCGCUGGGUAAUAUGAUAAUCAAGAUCUGCCGAUCCUUACUAGUUUAAAAAAGUAGUUGUGAAAAUGUUGAAAAUUGUCCUGACUUUUUGGUCAUAAAAAUAUAUGAUUAUAUUAUGAACUAAAUUUUGUAUAAGUAUACUAUUAUUUAUUUCCAUAAAAGGACACCGUAAAAAUCGAUUAAAAACGCAGUAAAUCGUAGUUAAAUUGUGAUUUUAAUAACAAUUAUAAUGAUCAACUGUGCAUUUAGACGACAAUACUAAUAUUUAUAAUUUCAUCGAUAGUAUAAUGAGGAAAGAAUAGUUACGCAUAUCGACAAUAUGACAAAACAUUUCGAUCAAACAUAUCUUAUAACUAUAAAAUCCCUUUUAUAAUCUUUUGGGCCCUAUAGUCUAACUUGAAUAAAUAGGUACUUAUAUUUACCUACCGAAAUACAUCUAAGGGUGCGUUGCACCAGUCUACUUGACGUUAACUUUAACCUGCGCAGAGAAACGUAAAGUACGCCAUUUUAUCAAAGCGACGGGAGCGCGGAGGUUAAAAUACGGAUUCGAAAAAAUAAAAAUACAGAUUCAUUUUAUCACAAUUAAAUAACGAUUAUUUUAUUAACUGUCUGUUUUUAUAUCGUACAUAAGUACUUUUGAAUUGUUAUUAUUAUUAUUAAUUAUUAUUUAAGUACUUUGAAUUAUAUUUGGAAAAUAGAUAGGUUGCAGUAAUAACUGUACUGAUUAUAAUAUUUUAAGAUUUUCUAUUAUAACUUAUUUCAUACAUGUAUGACAAUAAAUAAAAAUAUUGGCAGCUACAUACCUAACUUAGUAUAAAACUGAUUCUGUAAUGACUAUAUUGGUACAAUAAAUUGAUUAUUCGUGACAAUAAAUCUACAAGUAAAAUUUAUUCUUCUAUAGAUGUAAAAUUGUUUUAGUUCUAUAUUUAUUGUUACUAAAAAUGUAUAUUCCACGAACGACAAUACAGUUUUGAUGUAUGUAUUAAAAAUUUAGUUCAACGAUAGUAAUUAUAUAACAUUGUUGAAUUUUUAAAUGAAGAUAAAAGUUUUAUUUACGUGUUUUGAAAAAGUAUGAAAACUAUCGUAAGUAAAUAUUUUAGCAGAAGCUGUUAUAAUUUACAAAAUAAAAGCAAUGCCAAGAAUUAAUUGCUCUAAUAUUCGUAGUCAUAAAAUAAAAGACAAUAAAUUUGUUAAUGAACACAAUACUUUUAUUUCAAGAAUUAGGGGAUUUUGCAUUUUGAUAUUAAUUAUACAUACUUAUUGUAUUUAUGAAUAAAAAUAUUUUGCAAUCUAAUUUUUAAAUGAUCAUCAUUUAUAUAAUUAGAUAGAUGUUUUAUACAAUUUAUUUGAUUGUGUGCCAAUAUAAUAUGUACCGUAAACUUACAAAAUUUACAUUUAUGAAGUGAAUUUAUAUUUUGUAUUAACUAGAUAUUUAUUUGUUUUAUAAAUCGAUGUUGUUUAAUUUAUUCAAUAUAAGAAAUUAUAUAAAUGUUUCAAAUUAUUUCCUUUGGAUCUAACAUGCGUUAAAUGGCAAAUACCCACAUAACUGUUUAUAACCAUAUAAAAAUAAUAAUUAUAAGAUUCGAUGUGAUAAUGAUUGUUACAUUUUUUGAUUAAUAUUGCUAGACAUAUUUACUCCCAUUGUACCUAUAUUAUAAACAUUUAUCGUUGGUUUUAUAGCUUCUAUAUCUAGUUGUUAUUAUAGGCACUGAUUAUGUAGUAUCUGUAAGAAAUUUAGAAGUAAUAAAUAUAUAUCAUACGUCCUCUAAUAUGGCCAAUAUGGCCAUGUCACUAAUGUAUUUAAUAAUAAUAUAUAUAUUGUUGUUUGUUGUCAUGACAUUAUGAAAACUAGGCAUCAUACUGUUAUUACGUAAGAAUAAUAGUCUACUCUUUCAUCCAUCGUUUAAUUUAUAUAACAGAUUUGUAUCAGUAAAUGAUAAUUAAUAUAACGAGUUUUUUAAAAAAGCUAGAAAUUACUAUAUGUAUAAUAAAUAAAUAUAUAUGAUAUUAAAAAAUAAGUCGUUAAACAAUUAAUGACUUUAAAUCUAUUUAAAAAGCACCGCAAGUCUUUAUUAACUGAUAAAUGUUAUUAUACUUUAAAUGAUUUCUUUAAUGAUAGACUCGGAUAGAAUUUAGGGCUAGUAUAAGUACAUUAUAAUUCUUUUUUUGUUUUGGAUUUGUAGUGGAUAGCAUGCUCCUCUUUAUUUAAUUAUAUUUGCAUACCUAUAUUCGGUAAAACGUGUAGGUUUAAUUCAUUGUGACUAUUUGUACUCAUGUUUUUGGCAAAUAAAUGUUUUCUUUCUUUCUUUCUUAUUUCAUAUAUUCUUUAAUGAUUUCUAGCUUUUUUUGAAACUCUC